This is a messenger RNA of Amyelois transitella, 516 nucleotides long. RefSeq lists its product as uncharacterized. The transcript has 4 exons. The record is from RefSeq and is a predicted model, not a curated record. NCBI's taxonomy places the organism in Eukaryota, Metazoa, Arthropoda, Insecta, Lepidoptera, Pyralidae. The coding region runs from base 1 to 516 and encodes 171 amino acids.
AUGAAGUACAUGGAUAAAUUGCCGACAGUUAUAAGCUGUUGUUUCUGCUGUUUUCUAAGAGCUGGAACUGUAAUGAUAGCUAUAUUUUCGUUCAUCGUCGGUUUUAUUUUCGCGCCAAAUAUCAGCACGACCAAAGGUUUCUGGAGCAUGGAUCCCGUGCUCUCCUCCCACGGCGCGGUAGCUGAAAUCGUCAUACAGGUCACAUUGGGAGUCAUGUCUAUAAUGCUGUGUGUGGUCAGCUUGAUGUUAGUUAUUGGCUCUUGUUGUAACAUGCCAACAUUGAUAGAAGUCUACCAGUGGGGGGCCUGUUUAUAUUCUUGUGUCGUGUCUAUUCUCUUCAUGGUACUCGCUGGAAUGUGCUUCUUUGUCUACGGCGACUGUUUCAUAGCGGCCGGUGUCCUGUGCGGCCUUAUAAUUUGUAAUUGUGGAAUAACGGCUUAUUUCGUGAUUGUGGCCAACAGCCUUCGGAUGUCCCUGAUAUAUUUGGCUGCAACAAAUGAUGUACUAAACAUAUGA